Molecule: messenger RNA, 2444 nt
Organism: Meira miltonrushii
Lineage: Eukaryota; Fungi; Basidiomycota; Exobasidiomycetes; Exobasidiales; Brachybasidiaceae
Product: 6PF2K-domain-containing protein
Exons: 1
Coding region: 101-2386 (761 amino acids)
Biological process (GO): fructose metabolic process; fructose 2,6-bisphosphate metabolic process
Cellular component (GO): cytosol
Molecular function (GO): fructose-2,6-bisphosphate 2-phosphatase activity; 6-phosphofructo-2-kinase activity; ATP binding
Source: RefSeq, a predicted model, not a curated record
AUCUCAUUGUCAACCUCUCUCUGGUCCUCUGUCAUCCGUGCACCUCAUACGAUCUCUUCAUUCUAAAAGGAGGCUGUCUUGGGCCAACUUUUAUCCAACCAUGGCCGCUCCUUUGUAUACGACCGAAUCGGGUCAAUUGUUCCAUGCCGGUAAGAUUUUGAUCGCAACCGUUGGUUUACCUGCUCGUGGAAAGACGCAUAUGUCACAUGCUCUUGAACGUUAUUUACGUUGGCUAGGUGUAAAAUGCGGUGUAUACUCUUUGGGUGAUUAUAGAAGAAAGAUCCUAGGUGGAGCAGAUAAAGUGCCCCCGGAUUAUUUCAAACCUGGUCCAAAAUCACCUGAAACAGAGGCAUUACGAAAACAUGUUCUGGACGAAUUUGAUAAGCAGGUAGUAGACUAUUUCACAGUUCAGGGUGGACAAGUGGUGAUCUAUGAUGCGAAUAACGGUCUGUUAGCAAGACGGGCAGCAAUUCGUGAAAAAUAUGGUGGAAUGGGCAUUCAUGUGAUGUUCAUCGAAAGUAUAUGCACAGACGAAAACAUUGUCAAUGAGAAUAUCCGAAGAGUCAAGAUCUCAAGUCCAGAUUAUCGUUCUUGGAAUUCGGAAAAGGCCAUCGCGGACUUCAAGCAGCGCAUCAAGAAUCAUGAAGCGCAUUACGAACCAAUCGAGCAGCCUUCCUUCCCAUACAUCAAAGUGGUCAACGUUGGUCAGAAGAUUCAUGUGAACAAUAUUCAAGGAUAUCUCCAAUCACGGGUCGUGUUUUUCUUGAUGAACAUCCACAAUAGACAGCGUACAAUUUACCUCGCUCGAGCAGGAGAAGCACUUAUCGAGCAUCUAUACAAGGCCGAUGCGGAUUUGAGCAGUCUUGGAUGGGAGUACGCAGAGGAGUUGGUGAAUUGCGUUGACAAAGUACGCAGCGAACGUGCAGACGAAAGCAUCGAGCGGGCCAAAGCUGGAAUCCCAACUACUGAUCAGAGCGAGCCAGGUCAAGGGCCCGGAGAAGAAGGCAGACCAUUGGACGUUUGGGUGUCUGCCCGAAGGAGAUCGUCGCAUACUGCAUUGCCGUUCGCAGAUCGUGGCUAUAGGGUGAUUGAACGAUCACAAUUGAGCGAGCUGAAUCCGGGUGUAAUUGAUGGUUUGAGUGAAGACGAGAUCAAGGUACGAUUCCCGGACGAAUGGGAUAAAAAGCGCAGAGAGCCUUACUCUCAUCGUUUCCCUCGAGCUGAGAGCUAUCACGAUUUAUCUGUUCGUCUUGAGCCAAUCAUUUUUGAGCUGGAACGUGCUACAGAUGACGUCUUGAUCAUCGGACAAUCUUCCGUAUUGCGUUGUCUUAUUGCUUACUUACAAGGCCGUAAACCGAACGAGAUUCCAAACAUUCAAGUUCACGAAGGUGAGCUGAUCGAAAUCAGUCCACAAGCAUAUGGAGUGAAGACGGAUAUCCACAAAUUUUGGGAUCCAGAACAGAAGCGUAAAUCUCGUGAUGAAGCUUAUUUCCGUGGUAGAAUGGUCGCUACAGCUCAUUCGGAUGCAGUGGAUGAAAAUGGACAUGCAGAUGAAACGUUGCCGGAUCUACACAAGCUACCUCUUCACGCUUUAGAGGGACAAUCAAAUUUCCCACCAAAAGGAAUUACAACGCAGCAAUUCACAGAUUUGGGAAGAAGAGAUUCGCAUGCCAGUGCUAGCAGCAGCAGCAGUACUGAAGGUGGAGAUCAGUAUGUGACAAAACAAAAUCCCGGCGAAGAUGCAACAACGAAGAUGACGGAUGCUACAGAGAUCACUCCUUCUGCGUCAUCUAUCAAGAGAUUUCAUGAGAUCUCAUUAGAGCAAUAUGAUAAAUUGAGCAAGCCAGAGCAGGAAGCAUAUGAUCAAGGUAAAGCAAUUUUUGAAAGAGAGGAACAAGACAGUCUGCCGUACCGAUGGGCACAAACGUUGGAGAGUGUCACAUUGACGAUGCCUUUGCCUGACAAGAUACGUGCUCGUGAUUUGGACGUUGUAUUGAAGCGUUCUACAUUCAAAGUGGCAAUCAAGAAAGGUGCAAUUCUUUUGGAUGAUGAACUGUUCAAUUUGAUUAAAGAAGACGAUAGCACUUGGAGCGUAAGUGAUGGUAUCUUGGACGUUCAUUUGGAAAAAGCGCAAAAAGAUCAAUGGUGGCCACACGUUUUGAAGGGAGCGCCAAAGAUUGAUACAACCAAGAUUGUACCUGAGAAUAGCAAAUUAAGCGAUUUAGAUGCAGAAACAAGAGCAAUGGUGGAAAAGAUGAUGUUUGAUAAUCGUCAAAAGCAAAUGGGUUUGCCAACUUCUGAUCAACAAAAACAACAAGAAGUUUUAGAAAAAUUCAAAUCUGCUCAUCCAGAAAUGGAUUUUAGCAAUGUAAAGACUACGUUUUAAUAAUCCGAAACAACACAGUAUUAAUCAAUGAUGAAUGUAUAAUGCAAAUUAUAGCAAG